Molecule: messenger RNA, 5215 nt
Organism: Astrephomene gubernaculifera
Lineage: Eukaryota; Viridiplantae; Chlorophyta; Chlorophyceae; Chlamydomonadales; Astrephomenaceae
Source: the annotation of a GenBank genome assembly
AUCUGCAGAUCUGUCGUACAGAUCUGGCCGCCAAGCAGGUGCAGGCUGCGGAGCUGGGCAGCCGGCUGGCGGCGCGUACGGCGGAGCUGACGGCGGCACAGCAGCACCUGGGGGAGCUGCGAACUGCUGCUGCGGAGGCCCAGGUGAUUCCGCUGCUGCAGCAAGAGCGGGACGUCGCAGACCGCCGAGCCGAGCAGCUCCUUAACGACCUCACAACCGCCAAGGAAGAGAUCGCCAAGCUUCAGGCUGCUGCUGCCGCCGCCGCUGCCUUCUCACCUGUGCCGGAUGCCCUGUCGGAUCUCCAACAGCGCUUCACAGCAGAGCAAGCCACCUCAGCAUCGCUCCGAAACCGGGUUGAGGAUCUGGUUUCGGAGCUGGAGGAGCUGCAGCGUGCGUUGGAGCAGGAGCGGCGGAGCCGGGCGGAGGAGGCUGCCGUACAUCAAGCCCAUGAGGCGGCGCAGCGGGCGCAGGCGGCAGAGCAGUUGGCGGGGGCGCGGCGGGAGGUGGAGGGUCUGCGGCAGCAGCUGGCGGCGGCGGUGGCGGCGGCGGCGGCGGAGCGGGAGGCGCAGGUGGGAGCGCAUGUGGAGGCGCUUGAACGGCUGCGGAGCCGGGCGGAGCAAGCGGGGGCCGCCACGACGGCGGAGGCGGUGACGCUGCGGGCGCAGCUGGCGGAGGCGAGGAGGGUGGCGGAGGUGGCGGCGGGAGAGGGUGAGGAGCUGCGGCAACGGCUGACGGCGGCACAGGAGGUGGCGUUGGUGGCGGAGCGGGAGUCGAGUGGGUUGCGUCAGCAACUGGCGGCCGCGCAAGAAGCGGCGGCGGCGACGGGCCGGGAGGUGGGGGUCCUGCGGCAACGGCUGACGGUGGCGCAGGAGGCGGCGGCGGCGGCCAUUCGUGAAGCAGAGGAUGUACGGCAGCGAUUAACGGCGGCUCAGGACGCGACGGCGGCGGCUAGACGCGACGCGGAGGAGCUCAGACGUCAGCUUGCGGCGCAGGCGGCGGUGGCGGCGGCCUCAACCUCAGAGUCGCAGCAACGCCUGGCGGAAGCCGCGCAGCAGCUAGCGGAGCAAGAAGCUGACGUACAAAGGACCCAACAAGCGCUUGAGACUCAGGCUGCGGAAAGUCGGGAGCAGCAGCAGCUACUGCGGGCCCGCGUGGUUGGGCUGCAACGGCAGUUGGAGGAGGCCCUUACAGCGCUGACGGCGCUUGCGGGCCGUACACAGGAGCUGGUUUCGGAGAAUACUGAGUUGCGGGGGCAGCUGCAGCAGGCGAGGUCGCAGCUGCAGGAGGUUUCGGAGCGGCGGCAGGCCGACAUUGCGGUGGCGGUUGAGGCGGAGAAGGCAGCAGCGGCGAUGGAGGCAGCUGAGGCCAUCGCAAGCGUUGAGAAGGUUGUAGCGGAGUACCAAGUGCGAGAGGUGCAGCUGGAGGGACUGGUUUCAGAGCUGCGGCAGCAGCUGGCGUCGGCGCAGGAGCAGCUUGCCAACAUGAGCCGUGCAGCUGACGAGGCGGAGGCUCCUACGGGGCCGGCUACGGAAGUUACGGAGGGGGUUCAGGAUCCGGCUUUGAUGGGGACGGCGGCGGCCGUAAUGAGGGCGGAGGAGGUGGAAGGGAGCGUGACGUCGGUACGGCAAAUGGCAUCAUGCGUAGCUGGAAAUGAGGCUGAGUUGGAGGCGGAAUCGAUAAUGGGUGGCGAUGGCGGUGCUGGUGAGGAGGGGUCCCGAGCCAGCAGCGGCGGCGGAGGCGGCAAGCCGGGCCUCUCCUGCUCGCCCGCUUCCUCGCAGCACCUCAGGGCGGCUCUGUCGGUGGCCAGGCAGCGGAUCCAAGCACUAGAGCAGCAGCUAGCGGCUCAAGCCACCGCUGCCGAGCAGGCCGCCGCAGCCCAAGCCGAGGAGCUGCAGCUCCUGCGGGCCCGGCUGACUGCAACCGAGGGGCACCUGUCUGGGGCAGGGGUGCCUCCCUCGGAGCCUGCCAGCCUGUUGCCUCUGCUGCUUGAGGAGGAGGAUGUGGAGGCGGAGGCGGAGGAGGUGGUGGGGACGGCGGAGGAGGUGCAGGAAACGGAUGUGGAGCGCAGGGAGGAGGAGCCGGUGGCUCCGGAGGCGGGAGUCUUCGAGGCCUUGGCGGUACAGAGGGCCAGCGCCCGUGCCGUCUCAGCGCCCUCCUGCAUGCAACCCGGAGGACACCCCCAGCACUGCGACUCUCAACCCCGCUUGCCUCAUGCAGACACGGCGGCCGGGCCCAUCCGCCCGCACCACUCGGAUGCAGGACAUGCGGCCCACCCAGCUCCCCAGCGCUUUGCGGAUCUGGAAGCACCCGCACCCGCCGUCGCGGCCGUACAUCCCGCCCCCUUUCCCCUGGUGCCCCUCCCUGCUGCCGACGACGACAACAACAACAACCCCCACACGCUGCUCCACCCCCACAUGCAGCAGGAGGACACCCCCCAGCCCUUCCGCAGCCGCACCCGCAGCGCCUCUGCUGGCAAUUACUCCGCCGGCACGCAUGCUACAACCACCACCACCGCACGAGACUUCACCUUCUCCUUCUCUGCAGGCGGUGCCGGCGCAGGCGCCGGAGCCGGCACAGGCACUGCCAGCGGCGCCCUCGCUGCUACCGGUAUCGCAAUGUUCGCUUCGUCGGGUGCAGCUGCGGGCAGCGGCUUUAGCCCGGUCGGUGGCAGUGCAGGCGGCAGUGAAGGUGGUGGUGGUGCAGGGGAGGGGUGCCUGGGGUCGGCUGCGGGGCUCAGCCUGAGUCAACGGCAGCAGCGGCUGCAGCAGCGGCUACAGGAGGAAGCUGAGGAGCUGGAGCUGCAAGCACAACAGCAGCAGCAGCAGCGGCGAGCACUGCAGUUGUGGGGUACGCUGGGGAGUUCCAUGCAAGGGAAAGAUCCGUACCAGCAGGGGCAGGUGGACGCACAGGAGCAGGUGGACGCGCAGGAGGCAGUGGUACGGCGGGAGCAGCAUCUGCACGAGCGGGUUUCGGAGCCGGGUGGCGGCCCAUGUAACCAUGCAGCCAUGGCCCCAGCAGCCAGCUCCAGCUCGGUCCCCUUGAUGGCAUCCAAUCCAGCCCCGGUCUUGGUCCCUUCCUCAGCGUCCGCUCCCGCCCCAAUCACAACCUCCGCCACGCCCUCAAUCUCGGAGCCCCUCCCAGCCUCAUCUUCAUACCCUUCGGCCUCCUCUCCUCCAGCACCACACCAGCACCAGCCACCAUCUCCCACCUCACCCGCACCCCUUAGGCAACCGGUUAGCGGCAGCGUCGCCCUAGCAACAGUGUACGACAGUGUUGCUAUCGUAUUGCCUGAGGACAGCGAGGCCGGUACGGAGGUGCGGAUGAGGAGGUCCUUGGAAAAGCCAUCCUUCCCCGGCAGGGAAGCGCAGCGCAUGGCGGAGGUACCCGUAGUUACGUUGGAGGGCGAUGGAGGGGCUGUGUCUGUAGCGGCAGCUGCGGCGGUGUUUUCCGCACGGCAGUCGCUAGCGGCAGCAGCGGAGGUACUUUCCGCGCUUCAGUGCUCUCUAGGGGGCGCACCAAGCGGGGCCGGAGGAGCCUUACCAGAGCGGUUGCAGGCAGGUAUGGUUGCUGUAAACAGCAGCCACAGCGACAGCAGCAGUUGCGAGGGUGAUCACGAGCGCGAGGCCACUCUCAGCGGCUCGGUGGGCCCCAUGGACAGCGGCGCCCUGCUGCCCUCCAGCAUGCCGCUGCCAGCUGCAUCUCCGCUUCAGGAGCUAGCCCAACAGGAGCAGCAGCAGCAGCUGCUAUCAUCGCCGUCACAGCACUGGCAGGAGCAGGAGCAGCAGGAGCAGGAGGCAGCCGUUGCAAGGGCAGGUGCUGCGGAAGUGCAGCCCAGUGCGGAAGAGGCAGCGAAGAACGGCCUCCAAGGCUACAGUUACAGCACCCCGAGCUUGCCUCUGCUGGCGGCCGAAGCGGCGGUCAGCGGCGGUGGCGCCAGCGCUAGCGUAGACACCGCUCCCCACUCUACUUACAGUCCUCAGACCAGUCCCGGCAACAGCAUCAGCUCCUCCUCAGCCCCUUCCAGCGCGCCAGGUAGCGGUGACGUCGGCGGCGGCGGCGGCAGCAGACGUCAAAGCAAUCGCGGUAAGGACCGCAGCCGUGACAGGGAGCGCCGUGCCACCCGCCAGUCGCCCUUCUCGCCGCCACCGCUUCCGUUGCGCUUCUGGGAUGGCGGUCGUGGCGGCCGCGGCAUCCAUGAUGAUCGGGACGACGAUGUGUACGGCAGCGGCGGCGGCGGCGGCGCGGCGGCAGGUGGCGCGCUGGCGGACCAUGCAGCGUUGCUGGCGGAGCUGGCGGCGGCGUUACGCGGCCGGAGUUACGGUGGCGUCACCGCCGCCGUGCCGGCGGCGGUGGAGACAUUGGUAGAGGAGGCGGAGGCGGCAACGACGGCGAUGGCGGCACCACCAGCGCCACCGCCGGUGGCUUUCAUUGUCGGCGCCGGUGGCGGUGCCGAUGUGGUCGAACAGGCGGAAGAGCCGGCAGCCGGUAUGGGUGCUGUGCCACAUUCGGACGAUGUCGGCAGCAGCGUUAGCGGCAUGGUGGUUGGGGCUGCGAGUGGUGCCGUACUGGCGGCCGAGGGCUGUCGUACGGCUGACGGAGGCGACUCGCUCGCCGCCGACCACCCGCCCAGUCAGGAGCCCUCCGCCGCCGGCAGCUGCGCCACCCCGGCACCCGCUGCACCCUCCCUGGGAUCUGACCUGUGGGAGCAGUACCGAGCGGCUGCUGAGGCGGCUGUUACCGGCACUUCCGGCACCUCCGGCACAAGGCAGCAGCAACAGCAGCAGGAGCCUGCCGGUAGAGGAGAUGAUGGUUGUGGUGGUUGUGGUGGUAGUGAUGGUGGUGAUGGUGGUAGCGGGAAUGUGCAGGAUGGUAAUCCGGGCCGGGGGGGCGGCGGCGGUGUCGUGGAGGGUGAGGCGGCGGCGGCGGCGGAGACGGCGCAGGCAAGCCACAAAGCACCCGCCUGAGCCGCACAUAGUGUUGGUGAUGAUGAUGGCGGUCGUACCGUGGUUGCCGUACUAGGGAUUUUUUUUGGAUGUUUAAUCUUUAUACGUACGACUGAUGUAUGACUGAUGUCGGUGAUGUUUGAUGAUGUGACUAAAGACAUGCACACAUGCUUGGUGAUUGAUUUGUAUCUGUGUGACAUUCACCGUGUUGUUGGUGACCUCCGCCUGCCACCCAAGAGUACCGUACCGUACCGGUAAUCGGCGUUCCUUGA